Mandrillus leucophaeus (drill) is the source of this 1337-nucleotide messenger RNA. RefSeq names its product phosphatidylinositol glycan anchor biosynthesis, class F (gene PIGF). Bases 410 to 1144 code for a protein of 244 amino acids. Gene Ontology annotation, cellular component: endoplasmic reticulum membrane. NCBI's taxonomy places the organism in Eukaryota, Metazoa, Chordata, Mammalia, Primates, Cercopithecidae. The transcript is spliced from 6 exons. Gene Ontology annotation, biological process: GPI anchor biosynthetic process. The record is from RefSeq and is a predicted model, not a curated record.
GUGGGCCUGGGCCUCCUGUCGUACCUGAUGGUGGGAGGUAGUAGUUCCCCGCUUCCCUUCCGCGGGCGGGAGAGUUAGGUAAGCCCCGCUGGACUUCCCAGGCGCUCUCGCCUCCCGGGGUGCAAGCCACCCCCGCGAAUUGCCGAAGCAGCCCUGAGCCUCGGCGCCCCGGCCCGCCCGCUCUCGCCGUCAGCUCGAGCGCCACUCUUCCGGCGUGCCCUGAUGGACAGACCCCCUUUCGGAUCCGAGUUUUUGCCUCUGUCCCCCAGUUUUUCUUUGUCUCCAACUCCCGAGCUCUUUGAUCCUGCUUCUCAGCUGGUUCCUCGCUGCCCACGCUCGCGCCGGCCUAGGGUCGGGCAGAAUUCCCAGCGACCAGGGUUGGGGUGGAGCUGCCGGUGGAGGUGCGGCGAUGCCCGUGAAGGCUCCUCUGGGGGCCGCUCUGAAGAGCCUUCUCUCCGCUGCGCUAGCCACCCGAGAAAACACCAUGAAAGACACCGAUAUCAAAAGACUACUGUAUACCCAUCUUUUAUGCAUAUUUUCGAUUAUCCUAAGUGUCUUCAUUCCAUCACUCUUCUUGGAGAACUUCUCAAUAUUGGAAACACACUUGACAUGGUUGUGCAUCUGUUCUGGUUUUGUAACUGCUGUCAAUCUAGUACUAUAUUUAGCGGUGAAACCAAAUACAUCCUCUAAAAGAAGUUCAUUAUCACACAAGGUAACCAGAUUUUUGAAAUGCUGUAUCUACUUUCUUAUGUCUUGUUUCUCCUUUCAUGUAAUUUUUGUUCUAUAUGGAGCACCACUAAUAGAGUUGGCAUUGGAAACAUUUUUAUUUGCAGUUAUUUUGUCUACUUUUACUACUGUGCCUUGCUUGUGUUUGUUAGGACCAAACCUCAAAGCAUGGCUAAGGGUUUUCAGUAGAAACGGAGUUUCAUCCAUAUGGGAGAAUAGUCUCCAGAUGACUACAAUUUCUAGUUUUGUAGGAGCAUGGCUUGGAGCACUUCCUAUUCCGCUGGAUUGGGAAAGACCAUGGCAGGUAUGGCCCAUCUCCUGUACGCUUGGAGCGACCUUUGGCUACGUGGCUGGCCUUGUUAUUUCACCACUCUGGAUAUACUGGAAUAGAAAGCAACUUACGUACAAGAACAAUUAACUGGAGCAAAGGGAGAUACUUCUUUGUGCAGAUUCUGUAAGGGCUGUGCAGAAAUGUGUAUGGUCAAAGCCAAGCAGUUCCAUUUACAGCACUGUUUUUUAUGUAGUUACAACAUGAUGUGAUUGUAGCUUUUUAAACUAUGAAACCCCUGAGAGAUUGUACCUUCUAGUUGAAAUAAAGUAUUUAUAAUAGA